UGGCUCCGAGCGGCGCGGGGGGGGCGGGGCGCCGCGCGGCAGGUGCGUGAAGCUGAGGGGCGAAGGUAGCGGCGGCAGGUCGUGGCCCAUCAGUCUGAGGAAGAUGCCGACGGAACAGGGUUCCUGGAACAACCUGACAACCCUGCAGAAGAUAGCUCUGGCCCUCGGGAUCCCAGCCAGUGCCACCAUCCUCUACAUCUUGUACCGCAGGUACAAGGAGAGCCGAGAGAAGCGGCUGACCUUCGUAGGGGAGGACGACACUGAGAUUGAAAUGAAGGUCCCGCAGGAUGCUGUGAAACUGAUAAUCGGGCGGCAGGGAGCUGUUAUUAAGCAGCUGAUGAAGGAGACGGGUGCUCGCAUCGAUGUGGACAGAGAGGAGCUGGGUGGCGAGCAGAUGCUGCUGAUCAGCGGCUUCCCCGUCCAGGUCUGCCGUGCCAAGGCUGCUAUCCACCAGAUCCUGACAGAGAGUGCCCUGGUGUCAGAGCAGUUCUUCGUGCCACAGAGAGUUGUCGGCAGGAUCAUAGGCAGGGGCGGUGAGACAGUCCGAGCCAUCACCCGCAGCUCAGGAGCCAAAGUAACUUGUGAGAGGGAGGCAGAAAGCAGCCUGUCGCUGACCAGGCUCAUCAGCCUCUCAGGGACGCAGAAGCAAGUGGCUACAGCCAAGCAACUGAUCCUGGAGAAGCUCUCAGAGGAGGAUGAAUUUAGGAAGAAGCUGGCCCAGUCAGCAGCUGUGCGGGGCCCCCGCAAGCAGCCUCUGGGUUUGAGGAGGGAAGAAGCAGAGGAACAGGGUGUCCUGACUCAACCCAAUGGAGCAGUCCCCUGGCAGCCAGGGAGCCCCGGGCAGGGGCAAGGCGAUGGAGCCCAGCUGCUGGCAGAAACAGACUUUGAUGCCCCUCAGGAGCUGAGGGAUGAGAUAGAGGAGCCGGGGCUAGAGUCCCUUGUGGCAGUGCCCAAGUUUGAAGUCCCCAGCCCAGACUUCAGCUUCCACGCAGAUGAGCACCUGGAGGUUUAUGUCUCAGCCUCUGAAAAUCCCAACCACUUCUGGGUGCAGAUCGUGGGCAACCGCAGCCUCCAGCUGGACAAGCUGAACUGUGAGAUGGCUCAUUACUACCAGAGCGAUAGCCAGUUGCCUGACUCCCUGAGUGUCCAGGUGGGCGACAUUGUGGCUGCUCCAUACGCUGACAGCAGCAGCUGGUACCGGGCCAGAGUCCUGGGGACCCUGGAGAAUGGCAAUCUCGAUCUGUACUGGGUUGACUUCGGCGAUAACGGGGAAGCCCCAGCCAGCGCCCUGCGAGCACUGAGGACCGACUUCCUGAGCCUGCCCUUCCAAGCAAUCGAGUGCAGCCUCACUGGGAUCGCUCCUGCCGGGGAGCAGUGGGAGGAGGCGGCGCUGGAUGAGUUUGAUCACCUCACCUACUGUGCUCAGUGGAAGCCAUUGGUGGCCAGGAUCUCCAGCUACGUCCAGUCCGGCAUGGGCACGUGGCCACGCAUCAGACUGUACGACACCAGCCGUGGGCAGAAUCUAGACAUUGGGGAGGAGUUGGUCCGGCUGGGCUAUGCUCUGCAGUGCCCACAGGAGGAUGAGGGUGCAGCAGGGGACAAGCCCCUCCACAUGGCCAAGGACACCACAUCUGAGGCUCUACAGAGGAUGCUGGAGAACACUACAGGAGCCUCCCUUGAGAGCCUCAUCUCAGAGACCCAGAAGAGCCCGGCUGAGACCCCCCUGACCCUGUCCUACAUCAGCCUCUCGGAUGGCUCCAUCGAGCAGCUCCGUGGUGACCCCGAGCCAGCUGAGCCCCCUUCCCAGGAGACCCUUGUCCUCCCACUCCAGUCCCUCAGCAUCCGUGCUCCCCCAGUGGACACCAAGGGCCUGAGUGUGAUGGUGGGCAGCCAGGAGCCAGGCGAAGGGGGGUCUCAGCCAGACCCUGGGACCGACGUGGCAAAUUCCCCUUGGACCUCCAGCCCUGCUGGGCAUGUGCCUGGCCCAUGCCCCCUAGCAGAGGCCUCCCCCAUCUCCCUCUCAAGUGGCGGCUCCUCCCUGUCGAAGGAUGGCUUCUCCCCCAGCCUGGCCUCUGGGGACAGCAGCGUUGGCUCCAUUCGGGGCUGCUUCUAUUACCUGUCCACCUCAGACGAACAAGCCGACUCCUCCAUUUUCUACAGCAAGCUUGGCUCGGGCUUUGGUAGAGACUCGCAUGCUGCCGAUUCUCCCCUCCCUAGCACCGUCCUCAUCAGCUCCUCAGAUGAAGUUGCCUCUGUGUCUGGGAGUGGCGAUGACAUCCUGCUGGUGGAGGACGAGUUCCUGUGAGCCUUCCCCAUGCCACAGGGACCAGACAGGCUGCAAUAGUUCACUAUGAGAACGUUUCACUCAGGAUUGUACGGGGGCGUGUUGUCUUCAGUUCAACCCCAUUUUUGCGGGCGAGAAGAGAGAAAAGAAAAGACCAGUUUGCUGCUUUAAUAAAGUUCUGUUGAGUUUUGCACAGAA
Alligator mississippiensis (American alligator) is the source of this 2482-nucleotide messenger RNA. It is a transcript of the gene TDRKH, whose product is annotated as tudor and KH domain containing. Gene Ontology annotation, biological process: spermatogenesis. Gene Ontology annotation, molecular function: RNA binding. Lineage: Eukaryota; Metazoa; Chordata; Crocodylia; Alligatoridae. Bases 104 to 2305 code for a protein of 733 amino acids. The transcript is spliced from 15 exons. The record is from RefSeq and is a predicted model, not a curated record.